Molecule: messenger RNA, 4182 nt
Organism: Apis mellifera (honey bee)
Lineage: Eukaryota; Metazoa; Arthropoda; Insecta; Hymenoptera; Apidae
Product: kinesin-like protein KIF20B
Exons: 4
Coding region: 1-4182 (1393 amino acids)
Biological process (GO): microtubule-based movement
Molecular function (GO): plus-end-directed microtubule motor activity; ATP binding; microtubule binding
Source: RefSeq, a predicted model, not a curated record
AUGCUUUCUUCGAGCUCGCAUCUCUCGAGACCGAUAAAGGAUAACGAGAGCUCGAUAACGACACGUUGCCGCGCGCUGUCGGUUUGCUCGCCGGCGAGCAACGUCUACCUGAGGAUAAAGCCCGCCACGCUGGACUCGGCCUCCCCGGCCGAGGAGGUGUACGCGUUGCCCGACUCGACCACCCUCCACGUAAAGAGGGGGGAGAACGUGGAGAAGAGGUACUCGUUCACGAGGAUAUUCGACGGGGACACGAAGCAGGCCGACUUCUUUUACGAGAGCGUGCGGAGGCAGGUGAUCCACCUGCUGCUUGGCGAGAGUUCGACCGUGAUCACGUAUGGGGCGUCGAACACGGGGAAAACGUACACGUUGUACGGGACCCCGGAGGAGCCGGGCGCCAUACCCCGCUCCAUCGAGCUCCUGUUCUCGGCCAUCAACUGCACCCUGGCCCCCUGGUACAAGAUCGGGGACGACAACGCGGUGGUCGCCCUGGACGAGCCCGAGCGCACCUUCGAGAUAUUCAACAGGACGAGCCUGAUUAGCCCGGGCGUGAUGGCCAGGGACGAGUACACGCAGGCCCGGCUCUCCCUCGACAACUCGAGCCCUCGAAGGCUCGCCGAGGCCGAGGAGAGGGAUCUGUGGAGCGACGGCUGCGUCUCCUCCGUGUGGAUCUCGGUGGCCGAGAUCUACAACGACAACGUGUACGACCUGCUGCUCGGCCACGAGCAGGAGAGGAGGCCGCUCAGGGUCACCACCCGCAAGGACGGGUCCACCUUCGUCAACGGUUUGAAGUUCGUCCACAUAACGACCGCCCUCGAGGCUUGCCAACUAUUGAUCCUCGUCCAGUCGAGGAUGACCGUGGCACCGGCCGCCGAGUCGAACGCGUCCAACUCCCAGUCCCACACGUUCUUCACGCUCAAGCUGCUCAAGUACGAGAAGGAGAACAGGCCGGACACGGUGCGGGUCAGCACGUUGACGUUCUGCGACGUGGCCGGGUCGAGGCGGGUGAAGCAGGGAAGCAACAGCAGGGAUCACGACGGCAACAACUGCCGCCUGGCCGAGUCGCGCAACAUAAACAACAGCCUGCUGGUCCUGGGAAGGUGUUUGAAAACGUUGCGCGACAGUUACUCGUCCGGCGACCACGUGGCCGGUCCGUUCCGCGAGUCCAAGUUGACAAGGAUACUUCAGAAGGUGUUGACCGGAAGGGAGAAGUUCAGCUUCGUGGUCACCGUAGACAUCGGGAUGGACACGUUCGCGGAGACGUUGAGCGUGCUCAAUUUCUCCGCGAUGGCCAAGAGGUUGGGCGAGUCGAGAUCGUUGAGGAGGGCCGCGUUCCCCCUCGCCACCCCUCGAAACGCCAAAUCCUCCACCAACCUGCUCUCCCUCGCGCAGCAACAAUCGUCGAGCAAUCAUCAUCCUGUCAAAAGGACGAUCGCGAUCGACUUGGAUGCGUACGAGGAUCUGAAGAGGGAGAACGAGAAGCUGAGGGAGGAGGCGGACGUUUGGAGGAGGAGGGGAGGGGAGGCGGUGGUCUCGAGGCACACGCAGUCGGACGUCUCGUCCCUGGAUUACGACCGACUGAAGGAUAGGAACAGGGAGUUGGUGGAGCGGGUGCAGGCGUUGGAGGAGGGGAAUCUGAAUCGGGAGUACGAGAUCAGGCAGGAAUUGGUGGAUCGGUAUUCGAUCGCGAUCGAGGAGUUGGAGGCGUGUUGGAGGAAGCGGGUGCAGGAUGUCGAGGAGGAGGGGAAGAAUCUGUUGAAGUGGUCGGUCGGCCAGGUGGUCGUGUUGAGAGAAUUGGUGCGCGAUCUGAGAACGGAGAACGAGCUGUUGGUCACGGAUAGGAACAAGUGCAGCUUCGAGUUGGUGUUGACGAAGGAGAAGCUGAAAAGUUUCCACGACUUGAUACGCGUCCACUUCCCCGAAUUGGGGAACGAGGAUGGGAACGACGUGGGCCGGCUCGUGCACGAGUUGAAGCGCGUGCUGGACGAGAAGACGGAGGACAUCGAGUCGUUGGAGAAGAAUCUGAGCCGUGCCUCGGACGAUUACGUGAAGAUGGUGACGAAAACGAUGGACACGGAGAAGGAGUUGCGCGAGACGAAGGCCAGGCUGCAAGAGGUGUUGUUGCGCGCGAGAGAAUUCGAGAACGAGGUGAAAGAGAAGACGAAUCUCGCCAACGAUUUGCAACUGCAGCUGCAGUUGUUGAGGAAGGAGCUGGUCGAGAUACGCGAAUGUGAGAGCGAUUACGUUACUUUCCCGUCUAUCGAGAAAGGGGAGGAUGCGAGUAAUUUCACCCGGAAAUAUAAUGUUUACAGCGAUGACCUAUUCUCUAGCGACAACAGCGACAACAACGCGGAGCUAGUCGCGAGCCGGCCGAGAGAAACGGAUCGCUGCUCGUGCGACAAUUACGAUUGCGAUAAAAACUCGGCGAAGAAGAAGGUGUCGUUGAACGGUAUGGGCUCGGACGCGUCGGAUCGUCACACGUUCAGAUCGAGCGACAGCGGUAUUAAGGAGGAUUCAGGGAUCGAUUUCACUUGCCCGAGGUCGAACAGCAACGGCGACGCGGACAAUUCCAUCCUCGAAAGGGCGAGGGAAAAUUUCACCCAAACCGAUCCCCUCUUCCCCGCCCAAACUUCCCCCCCCAACCGCGAAGGGGCGCAGAAACGGUCGUCGAACCGGGUCGUCGUCGAGUUGGAACAACUGUCGCAUCGCGUGAACGACAUGAGAUCGGUGAUAGAGACGUUGAAACGGAUCGCCGAUCUGAACAAGUCGGAAGUGUCGGAAUGCAAGAGCAAACUGUUGUCGUGCGAGGCGAAAAUGGCCGAGUUGGAGGAGGAGAACGAGAAACUGACGAGGAUGGUCGAGAUAGAUUCGCGCAGGUACAACGAGCGGAUCAACGAGUUGACCGAGGAGUUGUUGGUCAAGGAGGAGGACGAUAAUCACAGUUUGAAAAAGUUGGAGAACUGUUUGAAGAAGUGCGCCUAUCUGGAGAAUCAAUUGGCCGUGCUCCAUCUCGUGCACGAGAGAACGGUGAAAUAUUUCUCGAGGCGCAAGGCCGAGAUCGACAAGUUGGAGAGAGAUCCGAAGAGGAACACGAAGCAGCGGGAGGGAGAGGAGGAGACGCGCGGAGGCGAUCUGUUCAGGUUGCAACAAUUGCGCGACAAGAUGGACGAGUUCGAGAUCGUUUUGGAAAAGUGCAAGGAGGAGAGGAACGAUUAUCGCGUCCAGUUGCAGGAGCAGUUGGAGACCCAGUCGAUGCUCGAGAUGAAAUUGAAGUGGUUGUCCACGGAAAUUCGAAGCAGGGACGACAAGCUGAUCUCUCUGAGGAUGGAGAUUGACGGUAUGGCGGUGGUGAACGGUUCCAACGACGAGAAGGUGAAGAGUUUGGGGGAGGAGAUCGGCCGGUCGAGCGAGAACGUGCGCCGCGUGAGGGAAAGGUUGACGUACUUCGAACAGACGAGGAAAAAUUUGGAGCAGAGUUUCGCCGAUAAUAUCCUCGGCCCUCGAACGAAUCCCCCGGCGGGAUCCCGGGCGAAGAAGAUCGCGUAUCGCGGGGGGGAGGGCGAGGAGGACGAGCUUUGCACGAUAAAGCUGCAGUUGCGGGAAAACGAGCGGGAGAUGGACUCGUUGAGGAAACAUCGGAACGACAUGGUGAAAAAGUACGAGUGCACGGUGCAAAAGUUGCGGAUCGAGAUCGAAAGGAUGAGGAGAAGGUUGAUAAAUUUGCAGAAACUACUUUUGACGAAUUUCGCGUGGAGGUACAGGAAAUUCCUGAACAAGAGGCGCGGGAAGCGUAUAAUUUUCCAAUUGGAGAAAUUGACGAAGAGGAAAGUUAGCGACGAGGAAUUGUCGUUGCCGAUCGUCGAACGAUCGAUCGCCAGCCCGCGCUACGCCGAUUCCCAAUCAUCCGUGAGAAACGAGGAAUUCGAUACCGUCGGUGCAUACGAGUCGGAGGAAUCUUACCAAACAGAGAGCAGUUUGGGUUUGAACGAGUGGAACGUAGACGGGUGUCAGAUCCAGAGCGACGCCUCUGACUGUUCCGAAGUGCAGUGCGGUUGCGGUAUCGGUUUUAAAAAUGCUGCGAGGCACGGGAGAAUGUCGGGUUGGAUGAAAGUUCGAAGAAGCUGCGCGAAUACUUGUCUCCUGCGUCAACUCGACGGAACCCGAGCCAGCGUCGAGCAAGGAUGA